UUUGCCCGAGGUUGUCGCCAUUCACGUCGAUUUUCGCAUAUUUAACGCAUUUUUACGCCAUAAACAAUGUGUUUUUUAUAAACAAUCUCAAUCUUCUUACCCUUGCACCAUACUCGGUUAAUUUCCUUAUUAACAUUCGCUCUGGAAACCUCAAACUGAUGCAGACCUGCCAAGUAGAAUCUCCAUUAUUAAGUGACAUUAGUGUGUGGUGCAUUUUAACAAAUAUUAACUGAUAAUAAAAUAUUGAUAAGGACAGUUCGAUUGGUUGUAAAACGGCACGUGGAAAUAAUGUUCAUGUUAACCGGCAUCUUUAGGGCCAAAAUGGCCAAUUUACUGUUGCUCCUGUUGUUGGUGGAAUACUGUUUGUUUUUGAGUGCUAAAGGGGAUUUUGAGAAUAGUUGGACGAUGUAUAUGGAACAACCCUGUUGCUCUGGGAGUCAGAAUCAUCACGUCAGACACCAUAGAGAUCAUGUACGAGAGUUUUCUUGCGGCACCAUGUACUAUCGGACCUUCCACAUGGACGUCAAGCGGGACGCCUUAUACGUCGGAGCUAUGGAUCGAAUAUAUCGACUUAACUUGAGCAACAUCAACCAAUCGAGCUGCGAGAGAGACGCCCUUGCCCUGGAACCAACCAACGUGGUCAACUGCGUAUCCAAAGGAAAAUCCGAGCAUUUUGACUGCAGAAAUCACAUAAGGGUCAUUCAGUCCAUGGGCAAUGGAGAUCGGCUCUACGUUUGUGGGACCAAUGCACACAAUCCGAAAGAUUGGGUUAUUAAUGCAAAUCUGACCCAUUUAAGCCGCAACGUUUUUGUGCAUGGCAUCGGUAUGGGCAUUGCCAAAUGUCCCUACGACCCCACCGAUAAUUCGACAGCUGUCUGGGUGGAAAAUGGCAACCCUGGGGACCUUCCAGGACUAUAUUCAGGGACCAAUGCCGAAUUUACAAAAGCCGACACCGUUAUCUUCCGUACGGACCUGCAUAAUUUAACCACCGGCAAGAAGGAGUUCAGCUUCAAGAGAACUUUAAAAUACGACUCCAAGUGGCUCGACAAACCGAACUUCGUGGGUUCCUUCGACAUCGGCGACUCGGUGCUGUUCUUCUUCAGAGAAACCGCCGUCGAGUACAUCAAUUGCGGCAAAAGCGUCUACAGUAGGGUGGCCCGCGUUUGUAAACGCGACACUGGUGGCAAAAACAUCCUGACGCAAAACUGGGUUACGUACCUUAAGGCCAGACUGAACUGCUCCAUUCCCGGAGAAUUCCCGUUUUAUUUUAAUGAAAUACAAAGCAUCUAUCGAGUACCAGGCGACAACAACAAAUUCUACGGAACCUUCACCACUUCCACCAACGGUCUGAUGGGUUCCGCCAUCUGCUCCUUUACUUUGGAGGAUAUCCAGGCAGCCUUCAAUGGAAAAUUCAAGGAACAAGCAACAUCUUCUUCCGCCUGGCUACCGGUGCUGAGCGGACGUGUGCCAGAACCACGUCCAGGUACCUGCGUGAAUAACACGGAAACCCUUCCAGAUACUGUGUUAAACUUCAUCAGAUCUCACCCCCUAAUGGACUCGGCAAUAAUGCACGAGCACGAGAAACCGGUUUACUUUAAAAGGGACGUUUUGUUCACCAGAUUGGUGGUGGAUAAAGUGAGGGUGGAUAUCGGCGGAGCCUAUAUCGAUUAUACCGUUUAUUACGCCGGAACAAGUGACGGUAGGGUGCAUAAGAUCGUGGAAUGGGUGAGCGAGCACCAAGAAGGCUCCUCGUCAAUUCUUCUUGAUAUUUUUGACGUAACACCAGGGGAAUCUAUUCAGAUUAUGGAAAUAUCCAAGGAGCAUAAGGCGCUUUAUGUUGCCUCUGACAAUAGGGUGAAACAGGUGGAUUUGGUCAUGUGCAAUCGUCGCUACGAUAAUUGUUUGAGGUGCGUCCACGAUCCUUACUGCGGGUGGGACAAGGACACCAACGUUUGCAAGCCAUAUUCACCAGGGUUGCUCCAAGACGUAUCAAAUACCACAAUAGACGUGUGCGACAGCAGCGUGGUGAAGAAGAAGAUGAUGGUCACCUGGGGGCAAAGUUUACACUUGGGGUGUUUCCUGAAGAUGCCGGCGGUACUUUCUUCACAAACGAUCACUUGGUACCACUAUUCCAAAGAGAAGGGGCGCUACAAGAUCCAGUACAGACCUGAGAAGUAUAUUGACACCUCGGAGCAUGGAUUGGUGAUAAUCUCGGUAACGGAAGCCGAUUCUGGAAGAUACGAUUGUUGGAUGGGUGCAUCGUUGUUGUGCUCGUUUAAUGUGACAGUCGAUGCUCACCGGUGCUCUCCGCCCAGUAAAGGGAACGACUAUCAGAAGAUUUAUUCAGAUUGGUGUCAUGAGUUUGAGAAGUACAAGUCAGCUAUGAAGGUGUGGGAAAAGAAACAGACGCAAUGUGCCUCGAGACAAAACGCCAGCAGCAACCAAAACAGCCACCCGAACGACAUCUAUCGACCACUCGUGUGAUUGCUCAUAGAGCACGGACCUCUUUCACUCACUUAUUUAGGUAUACCUCUUUAUUGGACUCUCGUUUUAUUUGUGUAAAUACGUUUUUUUUUUACGCGAGAGACUUUUUCCUAGUUUUAUAUUUUAUUUUUAGGUUAGGUUUGUUCUCGUUUUAUCAUCCUACCCCAUUAUAUGAGACUUAUAGGUUACGGUUUAUAGGAAACACGUGCUUAACUAUAGUAUAUCCUAGUUUUCGAUUGGGUUUUUAUUUAGCAGGUUGGAUCAGGUGAAAAAAUGUGAUUAAAGUAAACAAGUCCGGAGGUACAUGAUUUCUGUGCGAAAAAAUGUCCUUUCUAAAUUUUAAGUGUGAGAGAGAGCAUGGAAAUAAUUAAUCCUUCUUAAUUAAGUUUUUAAUAGAAUAAUUGACUUUUUUCUAAAGGUCUAAAAGACACACCUUAACUCAAACAAACCUUCUUGGACAAAAGUGAGGUUUCAAGAGUCCUCAAAGUGCAUUUUUUCACCUCUUUCACCCCCAAACAACCUUCCUCCUCCUCCUCAAAUUUCAAUUUUGCAUUUUGAAUAUGUAGGUCUGUGAUAUACAUGUAUUGUGUGCGGUGAAGUGAAACAUUUAACAAACAAAAAAAAACUAUUUUAUUUUACUAAUCUCGGCAUUGAAUGGAUGUUAAUUAAUUAAUUAAAAAAAAAAUAAAAAAUUCGACGCUUUUUUGACGUAACGUGUAUUUUAAUUAAUUAAAGUAGGACCAAGGCGGGCGUGGCAGUUUUUAUUAAAUAAAAUUUAUUGUAAAUUUGGUGCGUAUUUAAAGCAAUACUUCUUAUUCAUUCAUUUUUUUCUUCUCUCGGUUCUGUUCUUAAACUUUAUCAAAAUCAUUGGUUUAGUGGUUUUGGUAAAGCAUCCUUUUCUUUUACGUGGUGUUUUGUAAAGGACAAUCAUACAGGUCUUUUAUUUUAUUAUAUAUAUAUAUUUUUCUUGUGUGAGCAUUUUUACAUAAAAUUAUAUUUUUUUUGUUAAAAAUUAAUAUGUAAAAAUGACCACUGAUUGUAGUUGAAUAUGAGGCUUUAGGAAACGUUUAUUUUGGAGGGUGAGGCAAUGCAAGGUUUUCACCUAGAGUAAGGGAAGAAAAGCAUCGAAAGGUGUUUAAUCAAGAAACAGUUAAUUUGAAAAUAAUUUCUUUAUGAAUAUUUUCCAAAAAACAAAGUAUAAGGGUCAUAUAUUUAAUUAUUAUAGGGUCAGACAUGUUCUUACAGAUCGAUGAUGGUCACGAAUUGUCAAACAAAAGAAAAUUGUGUAUUUUUUUUAAUCGAUUUUGCAAAUGUUAAUGUCAAAGGUUUACAAAUUUAAUUUAAUUAAGGUCAAAUAUAAUUUAUAUCAAAGUAAUUUUGAAUAAAAAAUCCUUUGGGAUUCAGAAUUUCACGAGUAAUUAAAGAGAAUUUGAAAAUUUACCCGUUUUCUUUAAAUUAUCUCAAAAACAAACUAUUAGGCUUUUAGGAACAAAUACAAGAAAGAAUUAUUGAAUAAGUAUUUUUUAGGUAUUUUUAUCAUUCAAGGGUCAUGAAAAUUAAGGAAAAUUUGAGAUCUGAUUGUGGGGAAACUAAUGAUCCAAUCCUCAAAAUUCAAAUGGAAUUUUCAUACCCUGGAUCUUCUGAAUCCAAUGAGAGUAUCGGGAAAGUUGUACCUCUUAUAGUUCCCGAGAUAAUGAUGAGUAAGAGAGAUCCAAUAAUUAUUUAAAUUUCGAAUAUUUCGAAGUCCUAAAGUUUUACUUAGAUUCCAACAAACUUUUGAAUUCUUGUGUUCUAUAAGAUUAAGUUUUGACGUAAAAAAAUUUUUUUUUUAAAUUACUAAGGCCUAUAAAAAUUACAUAAAUCGAUGCGGAACAGAAAUUGUCAAAGUGUAUGUCAUUUUUCUUAUUUUUUUAAUUACUUUGCAAAAAUUGAGGUCAAAAGCUAACAAAUUUAAUUUUAAUGGGGUCAGUUAUUAAAACCAGGCAUUUUGAAACAAAUAUUCAUUAGUAUAAUUAAUUUUACAGGUUGAUAUUUAGUUAUUCCACGAACAUUCAUAUUCCACGAAUAUGUAUACAAUUUUUUUUAAAAUCAGCCUUUUUCUUCAAAUUUUCUAAAAAACAAAACGAUAGAAGAAAUAUAAAAACAAAAAAAUUCACAUAUUUUUCUUAUACAAUAUGUGAAAUUUUUUUGGAUUUCCUAGAAAAUUUGAACAUAUAAGAAUUGUUUAAAAAAUCCCUUUCUUUUUUAAUUUUUGUUAAAAUGAUCUUUAAGUCACAAUGAACACUUCUAAAGUUGUAGGGUCAAAGGUUGACAAAUUUAAUUUUUAUAGGCUCAAAGAUCAUUCUAUAAACUGAUAGAGGUCAGGAGUUUUUCAACAAAAAUUCGUUCUUACAGAAGUUUUAAAAUAAUAAUUUUUUUAUUUUCUCAAAAACAGGUUCCAAAAUUAAUUAUUUUCUUUUUUUUUUCUAAUAAGUAUCGAAUUGAAAUUCAGAUGUUUGAAUUGUUCUAAAAUCAUGUAAAAAAGGAGAAAAAUGUCUAUUUUCUAAAAAAAAAUUAGAGUUAGUUGCAUCAUAAAAAUUAGACAAGUAAGAAAAAGUUUCAUUUAAAUUUUCCAGGCAAGGCAAUUUUUCUAAUUAAUAUUAUGGGGUCAUAUUGGGCAAAUUGAUUAUGGCCACGAACUUUCAAUUGAAAAUCUUCAAAAGAAAUUCUGUUUUUUUUUUUCAAAAAGUAUGAUUAGCGAAUUCAAAGCAUUUAAUUUAUUUGGAUUUUUUAAAAACGAGGAUUAUAAAAAUUAUAUUUUUUGCAUUUUCCUGGAUGAAAGCUUCUAGGCAAAUUAGUAAUAAUUGUUCUAACUACUAUGGGGGUCAUAUUACAUUUUACAGGUCGUUGAAAACCAUGAAUUAAUUUUUAUAAAUCGUUAUAAAAUAUGGAAAAAAUUGGAUUUUUUAAAAGCAAACUCUAUGGCUUAUACAUCAAUAAAAAAAACACAUUUUAUUAAAAAAAUUUAACAAGGUCCAAGACUUUUAAAUAAUUGUGUUUUAAUAUUAUAUCGUGAAUUAAGACUAGGGUCAGGAAUAUACAGUAUGGUGACUUUAACUGGAAUAAUUUCAGUUAAAACUAAUCAAAAUUUAUCUCGCAAAAUUCCUGAGACUCGUCGAUUUAACAAGAUAGUUUUUGUAUUUUUUCACCUACAGGGGGGUUCCAAAUUAACCCCAACUGUUUUUUUUUUCAAAUGGAAAGCCACUUUUUUAAAACUCUCAUUGAAAAGAGCCCUUCUUCUUGAUUAAAUUGCCCUAUUUACUUUUGUGAUUAUCUAAAGGAGAAAUACGAAAAAAAAUAAAAACAAUUAAAUUAUUAAAAGUGGCGUUUAAUGUAUAAGAUGCUCAAAAUGAGCUACAUUUACUUGUUGGCAAAGCCCAAGACAAUAAUAAAAUUCGUUUUUGACAUUUUCUAACACCUAUGAAGAUAUUUGUUGGAUUUCUUGCCUAAUACGUUCUUUGAGUUCGUCUAGCUUUUCUGGUUUGCUUAUAUAAAUUUGACUUUUCAAAUGUCCCCACAGAAAAAAUCAAGUGGGGUUGGAUCGGGAAAACGUGCCGGCCACUCGAUUGCACCCCUUCUACCAAUCCAUCUGUUUGGAAAAUUGUCAUCUAAAUACUGGCGUACAUUACGGGCAUAAUGUGGGGGAGCACCAUCUUGUUGCAUCCAGAUUCUUUCAUCAUACAUACCUGGAUCGAACUGACUCGGAUAUAAGGCACGUAAGACUGGAACUAGUUCAUGUUCAAGAAAUUCUAGACAUUUUUCCCCAGUUGAAGAAUAUGGGCCCUUUAACUUGUAUGCCAGCCCAAACAUUAGUUUUCUGGGGAUAUUGUGUACUAGUUUCCCUUACCCAGUGUGGGUUCUUGUCAGACCAAUAGCGACAGUUCUGCUUAUUAACAUGGCCAUUUAGGGUGAAUGUAGCUUCAUCAGAAAAAAGGAUCCACUCCGAAGAUAUGCGAUUUUCGUCAAUGGCGUUUAUCAUUAAUUCACAGAACUGAACUCUGCGAUCUGGAUCGUCUUUCAAUAACUCUUGAACGGGUUGCAUUUUAUAAGGUCGUUUGUUUGCACUUUUUAAAGUUUUUAGCACAGAUUUAUGAUGAAUAGAGUUUUCGCGAGCUUCAGACUAUUGUUAAAGUGUUUAACAAGCUUCACAUGCGUACCAAAUAUCAAUUUUUUACUCCUUGUCUUUUAAAAGAGCUUUAACAAACAUUAUCUAAUUCAAAAAAUGAAUUUUUUGGAUGCAAUUUGCCUCUAUCAAUAAUUGAAUCAAACUAUUUAAAAAAACUUACGAACCUUUUGAGAGGAACCAAAUAUACUAAGAAAACAAAAACUGUGUAUCAGUAUGUUAUAUGAGACAUACCGGCGCAUCGAAAAGUUUCCACCCCGAAUUUCUCCAAAAUUACGUAAAAAAUCAAAAAAAGCGCGCACUUGUCGCUUUUGAUUUUUGGGGGAUAAAAUAACCUCGCAUUUAUAAAUAUUUAACAUCAACCCUUACGCGGGGGUGAAAGCUACCCAUAAAAUUUUAAAUGGGAACUGAACUCGAGUGAUACCUCAUUAAAUUCAUGUGGUUUAUAAUAGCGAAGUUUUAACUUGCUGUUUUCAGAUUCUGUGAUAUCGCAGCUUGUCAAAAUUUAUAAAAAAAUAUUUUGUUUUAUAAUUAAUUAAUUAUUUAGUCAGUCAUUCUGGCUGUUUUCAUCGAUUUUAGAAGACCUUUGUCUUGAAACAUCCCUCACGUGCCCAACUUCUUGAAAUCUGAUUUCGAUUUUACUAACCGUACCUUGGUUAAUAGGUGGCAAAUCUGGAUAUUUCUGCCUGAAUAAGUGGACAACCUCUAGCAGAGUACGACUUUUGUCAUUAAGAUUUCAAUUUUGUGGGAUUCGGAUAAAUAAGGCAUUUUUUCAAUAUAAGUUAACUUAUUUAACAACUGGUAGAAAUUCACUUUAACAGUGACACUACAACAAUGUCAGGAAAUGUCUCCAAUAAAAUAAACAAACACGCCAAAAAUUUACCAACACAAAAUAUUUCGAGUCUUUUAAUAAUUUAAUGUUUUUUUUUCGUAUAUCUCCUUUAGAUAAUCAUAAAAGUAAAUAGGGCAAUUUAAUCAGGAUAAAGGGCUCUUUUCAAUGAGAGUUUAAGAAAAGUGGCUUUCCAUUCGAACAAAAAAAAUUGGGGUUAAUUUGGACUCCCCCUGUAGGUGAAAAAAUACAAAAACUAUCUUGAAAUGUGAAAAAAAAUAAACAAAAAUCGCCGGGUCUCAGGAAUUUUGCGAGAUAAAAUUUGAUUAGUUUUAACUAAAUUUAUUCCAGUUAAAGUCACCACACUGUAAAGCCAAAAGUCAACAAAAACCAGAAGUACAAUUUUUCUUGUACAAUAUACGAAGUUUUUGAAAUUUUGCGUCUUUAUAUUUGGAAUAUAUGCGUUUAAAAAAGUUGAUUUUCCAUAUUUUAUUUUAUUUUGGGGUUUUUAAUCGACAUUUCGCAAAUCGAUGAGGAUCACGAAUUUCCAAAGUGUAUACGAGUAAAAAGUGUUUUUUUUGUUAAUUACUAAAAUGAGCUCGAAAGUUUAAUGAAUUUAAAAAGAGGUACCUUAUGUUCCAGUCGGAAUUUUUUUUUCAUUUUUAUCGGGCACAAUUAUGAAUUUUCUAAGGAAAAUAAGCGUCAUUUUUUUAAAAGAAUCAUUAUUAAUUUGUUUGGAUUUUUCAGAAAACAAGCUCAUAAAAAAUUAAACCUUUCUACUAAUUUUUUUUAGUGUUUUUUUUUGUAAGACUUGUAUAUAUUUUUUUUCAUUUUUAUGGGGGUCAAAUAAGUCUUUGUAGAUCAAUUAGGGACAAAAAUAUAACUUUUUUUGAAUUUUUCACAAAAAAACCUUAUAAAAAAUAGAGAUAUUUAAGAAUUUAAGAUUUUCUAGGCAAUUCUUAAAAAAAAAUAUUUUUUUAAUUAAUUAUGAGGUCUUUAAUUUAUAUUUUGCUAAUCGAUAAGGGUCACUAAUUUUUACUAUAAAAUGAUGAAAAUAAAAUAAGAAAUUUCUUCAAUUUUCAAUAAAAUGAGCCAGUUCAAGUCACACAGUUUUUCAAAAAUAGCUCAUCAGACCGGAAUUUGUCCAGGAAAUUAAAGAGUGUUAAGAAUUAAUUGUUUUUUUUUCAUUUUCCAGGAAACAAGAUCCAAGACUUGCCAAAUAUUUAAUGUUUUCGAUACUAUAGAUAUAAUAAUAACUUAUUUAUUGAGUUACCUAAUUUUAAUAACUUAUUAAUUAAUAAUAAAUAAACAAUUUGCAGAUUUAAAUUUCUUUAAUUUGGAUUUUAUAGAUAGCCAGUUUAUAGGCAAAAGGGACAUUUAAUAAAUUAGGAUUUUUUUUGAUGCCUUGAAGAAAUGUUUUUUUUUUUUUGUAAUUAUAGGGUUUCGAAUAUACAAUUUACAAAUCGACAAGGGACGUGAAUUUUCAAACUAGGUGCGACAUUUUUCUUAUCAAAAUUAGAUAGAAUGAACAAAUAUAAUUUUUUUUAUUGAUUUUUCAGAAAAUUAAUCAGAAAACAUUGAAACGAAAAAAGUGCUACCCAAUUCAAUUUCAAUAAUGGUAUCUAAAUAAGGUUUUUUGAAUUUUCUUAAAAAAUAGUCAAAUUCAUUAAAUCUGUAUUUUCCCGGCCUAUAAAAAAUUACUUGCAAUAUUUUGGAUACCAAUCUGCAGAUAGCUUAUUAAAAUUGAAAAAAUUUAAAGAAAUAUGUUCAACCAAAAAAAAUUAAUUUCUGAAUAUAAGAACGUUACCGAAACCUCACAGACAAAAAAUUUCAUUACUUUUAUGGGGUCAAAACCAAUUAUACAAAUUGACGGAGGCAACGAAUUUUCAAACAAUUCUCCUCGGCCAAGAAUAGAAAUAAAACUUAAAAUUUUAAAAUUACAUAUUUUAAUUAUGAAAACACAUUACAGAAACACAUAUGUGAAUUCAAAAAAGAAAUAAAUCUGCUACUUUCUGAAAUAAGUGGUGUUGCGUAAACGCAUCAACGGCCUAUAGUGUUAAGUGAUAUUGCCGAAAACAGUCAGCGUGUAAAUAAAUAGUGCAACGCUCACAAAUAUAAAUUUGUUUGACUUCUACAUACACGACAUCUUCUUUGGGAGUCAGUCCUACUGAUUACAUGUCCAGAGUGAUCAACCCUCACUUCACUGGGUGGUUCUAAUGGAACUGGUCUAGCGACAAAGUUCUUUGUUUUUAAUAAGCGUACGGCGAUGAAUUAUUUAAAAUUCAGUUGUGACAUUUUAUUGUGAUUCACCGUGUUGUCGAGUUUCCGGGAAUUGACAAGAGUACAGUCUAUUGUAUUUUUAAAUAGUGGCCACCACCAUGUCUUACCCAUCACACCGAUUCUAUAAUUUGCCACGCCAUUAUCAUGCAAAUCUACUCCUACCAGGUAUUUAUUAUAUUUGAUUGACACUUCUUUUUUCGAUUUUUUAAUAUAUCUUUUAGCAGAAGUAAGAGGUUCUACAUGAUAAUGGGUUCUAAUUGCUAGACUUGUCUAGACACACUUGUGACAGGCAAUUUCAGUUAUUCGGCCGGUGAUGCGAUAACGCAUAAUUUAUGACCUAAUUAGGAAAACCCUGGUUCAACUAGGUCCCGGUUUUCAAUUUUAUAGUGUAGUUUGGAAUGUAAUUAGUGUUAAAAAAAUACAAAACUUUGAAAAUAAAAAUAUUAAAUAGGAGUACAUGAUCCGGCUUUUUAAAAAAUUCGUACAAGAAAGCAAAUUAAAAAAAUGGUUCAAAUUUAAUUCUGUCGCUUUUGUUCAACCUUGCGUCAAUGGUACCAGCCCAUAUUUCAGGCGAAAAAAGCACUAUUUUUUUAUAAAUAAAUCAUUAGUGCAGUGUUGCGUAUACGCGCAUCACUGGCCAUAAAUGGGUUAAUGGGGUUACUAAUACACGCCAUAAAAAAAAUCCUCUUAUAACAGAAAACCUUACAUUGCCCACCCAGUUAACCCAUAUAUUAAUUUCCUAAAUAAUAUAAAAUAGCAUAGUAAGAUUUCCCUAUUGCUCCUUCAAAUGAAUACAAACGUCUUAGACCCUAAACGAAUAUUGAAAUAUUAUUGUUGAAAAGUACUGUUUUUUAAAAUGGCACCCCCUUAGACGGGGGUGCGCCCUAUAGUAUUUUGUAAAUACCUAUGUAAAGUUAUCAUUUUGUAUUUUGUACUAGAAAGUGUACUGUAUUCGAUGAUGAUGAUGAACUUUUGUAAUUUGGGACUAUUAAAGACUUCUUAGCGGGUAUAAUAUUUGUUUAGGCUUUAUUGAGUUUCUUCUUCAAUAUAUAUAUUAUACAUUAUAUACAUAUCUAUGCAAUAAUUUUAAUUUGUACUACAUUUAAGGGUUCUUGUUACGAAUUUAACUGUAGAUCUCCCGUUCCUGCGUAAAUGAGAUGGACGACUAAUUAAGCUUUUUAAUUACUAUUAUUUAUACAUGAAGACAUUUGACUGAUCAAGUUACACGUAUAUAAGUUAAGUGCCUCUCAAUAUGGUGGUUCAGUAUUUUAUUAAUUAGUUUUAGGUUGCUUAUAUUAUGCUUAAUCAUUUUAUUUUGUUUAGUUUACUAAUUUUUUCGGCGGCUACAUGGUUUUUGUACUGAAUUAAAAAACGUUAACGAAAAAAUGUAAAUAAAAAAAACUACAUAAUAUGGUUCAGAAUACCGGUUAGGAAGUAGACUAUGUAAAUUAAACGAUAAAAAUGCUAAAAUAAUAAUAUUAAUAAUAAUAAUAAUAAUAAUUAAUGCUCCCAGAAAUAAUAUUAACAAUAAAUUUACAUGUAAAAAUUA
Messenger RNA from Anthonomus grandis grandis, 11304 nucleotides. Its product is annotated as semaphorin-2A. The transcript has 14 exons. Gene Ontology annotation, biological process: axon guidance; semaphorin-plexin signaling pathway; positive regulation of cell migration. Bases 289 to 2484 code for a protein of 731 amino acids. Lineage: Eukaryota; Metazoa; Arthropoda; Insecta; Coleoptera; Curculionidae. The record is from RefSeq and is a predicted model, not a curated record. Gene Ontology annotation, molecular function: chemorepellent activity; semaphorin receptor binding.